Molecule: messenger RNA, 342 nt
Organism: Sphaeroforma arctica JP610
Lineage: Eukaryota; Ichthyosporea; Ichthyophonida
Exons: 3
Coding region: 1-342 (113 amino acids)
Biological process (GO): dolichyl monophosphate biosynthetic process
Cellular component (GO): endoplasmic reticulum membrane
Molecular function (GO): dolichol kinase activity
Source: RefSeq, a predicted model, not a curated record
AUGUUCACUCCUGCGUUCCUGUCACCCGCUGGCGCUGAGUUCAUGCGCUUAGCCUUUGCUGUGGCUGUGAGUGCCUUCGUUCUCCUCGAGUACUUGAGAAUAGCCAGAGUAUGGCCUCUGGGGGAGGACCUACAGGACUUCUUGACCAAGUUUACGGAUGAACGAGACUCGGGUCCGGUUAUCCUCACGCACCUGUAUCUCCUGGUUGGUAUCGCUUUGCCCUUGUGGCUCACAUCCAGCAUGCAGUCAAUAGGCAUCGGCGAUGCCACAGCGUCAUUUGUGGGAGUGCGCUAUGGUGUGCACAAAUGGGGUGCCUCCACUAAGUAUGUUAUUGACUCAUAG